AUGGAUGACGUCCUCCGUCCUAAUAGUCGCGGGGCUAGCCUCAACGGCUCCUGGACAGAUGACAACAACACAAAAGCCUCUCCCUUCGAUCCCCCUUUCUCUAACAACGACGGGUACGAGCCGAGCUGGGAGCUAGAGGAUAUUACAAUCGACCAGAAAAACGCCAAGUCUUUCCUUCGCGACCAUGACGCCGUGGAAUGGGAUCACGCCACCGAUGCAGAUGUACCUACUCCUGAAAACAUCGACGGAGAGCCCAGUCAUCCUCGAAACAAGAGGAGAGCCAGGGCUCCACAUUAUUCCGUUCCUAAAACAUGGAAGAGAACAAAGGUGAAAUGGAAGAAACAAUGGCACUAUGAGAACUUCCCACAUCUUCAGACUCUGAGUAGUACAUACAACUACUUCAAAUACAAAGGAUGGCCAGCGGUAAAGAGAAGUGACAACAAAGGCGUUGGCGGCUGGUUUAUGCCCAGACCUGGGAGGUUUGGUUAUUGGUGGGGGGCUACUUGUGCUCUUUGGUAUCGCCCCGACAACUGGGAGAUAGACUGUGCAGAGAAAAGAAGAUGCGAGUGGCACGCGACCUACGCCAUUCACAAAAGGCACUAUAAAGAGGGCGUCUCGCUGGAAUACAUGGCCAUGCUGUACAGCUGGUACUGGUGCAACAUACUUGGAAAGAACUACUGGGAACCCAAACGUGGCUUCCGUUAUAACAUGUGCCCUCAACCGUGCAAGGGCAACCCUUGUCAUUACGUAGACCGUUCAACCAAAAAAUGUACCCAAGUAGGACAUUUCAAGACUCCUGACUACCAGUGUGGUUGCCAACUUGGUUGGACUUGGGACAAAAAGAAGAAAAGGUGUAACGACAGAAAUGUGUGCAACACCAAUCACAGCAAGUGCAACAAGGCCCACACCAAGAAAUGUCACGAACGCAUCGGGAUGGAUUACCAUUGUGAGUGUGAGGAUGGCUAUGAAGGAAAGUUGUGUACAGAAGAGAGAAACCCGUGUAUUGAAGAUGGCGGCAACGACAUGUGCCAUCCCAACGGCAAAUGCGUGCCAGUCAUGCGCACUAGGAUGUACACCUGCGAAUGUAAAGAUGGGUGGUCGGAUCAACCUGAAGAAGGCGCCAAACAGUUACCGGACUGUAAGAAGAAAGACGACCCCUGUGAGAAGAUAGCCUGUAUGAACGGCGGGCACUGCGAACACUCCAAGAACGGCGACGACAUUUACUGUGUGUGCAAGGCUGAUCAUGUUGGAGAUAGGUGCCAAUAUCGGAGACCGCACUGGUCGGCCUGGGACAAGUGGGGACCCUGUUCCGUGACCUGCGGGGCGCAGGGUGUCAGGAAAAGGAAACGGUACUGCGAGGAUCCCACAGGUCUGACUGACUACGACUGCUCGGGGAAGUGCGAGGACGAAGAAGUUUGCCGCCCUGCCGUCUGCAAAUACUCAGGCCGGUGGACCAGCUGGGGCGAGUCUACUCCAUGCUCGGUGAUAUGUGGGACUGGAGUCAGGGUCAGGUCCAGACACUGUAAAUACUGCAAAGACGCCGACUGUGUGGAGGAAACCCAGCUGGAGGCGGAACGAGGGUCACCUUGCGACGGCAUCAGCCAGGAGAAAAGCCCGUGUAACACUCAGGCAUGUCCGGUUCCGCCCCCACCCCCGGCUCCUGUACCGCCUGCCAAACCCCAGCCGAAGUGGUCAUCCUGGGGUGCGUGGUCGUCCUGUAGCACAACGUGCGGUCAGGGGCUCAGGAGGAGGACCAGAAAAAUGGGGAAGCAGGAACAGGACAAAACCGAGGAUUGUAAAGUCCAGCCAUGCCCAAAGGUGGUCACCACCAAAUGCACCACGUGGAGUACCUGGGGCGCAUGUAACGAGCAUUUGAAGAUGUGUUAUCGGACUCGUGACAGCGUUCGGGGAGAAAAAUGUGACGGCCACACGUACCAGCGAUCAGACUGCUCAAAGGGGCAGUGUCUGGGUAAGAUGAAGGCGGAAGGCUACAAGGAACACUUAUACAAGCAGCUGAAUGAACUAAAGCAAGGGCAAUCAGGAGAAGCUACGAAGCAACAAAUGAAAGAGCUGGACAAACGAGUGCAACAGAUGCAAGGGGAUGCCGAACUGCAAGCUGAAUUCGGCAAAUUCUUUAGCGAGGAGAAAGGCCGUUAUUUCGGUGAUGAAGAUACUUUCAUUAAAGGCUAUGAGAAAAUUGGCAUCGGAGAGUGCGCCCGCAGAUGUCUGGAGGGUUAUGGGGACUAUGACGGUGUCAACCCGGUCUGUAAGUCCUUCAACUACCGACCUGCCGAUACAGAUGAGGAAACCAAGACAUCCAAAUGCUGGUUACACAAGGAAAACAAGGACACGUCCUCAAAAAGGGACGAAUGGACGAAAUGGCCAUAUCGCAAUUACUAUCAAAGAAGAGCAAGCGAAGAGCCAGCAGCGAAGAGCACGAAAGCAGCGAAGAGCACGAAAGCAGCGCAAAAGAAAAAAGACGAGUGCCAUUUUCCAUUCAAGUACAAAGGAAAAACCUACAAUUCCUGUACUACCGCCGACCAUACCCGUCCCUGGUGUGCUUUCACUGCAAACUACCAGACUAACAAAUGGAAAAACUGUGACGCAAGUGAUCAGAAAAAGAAGGCAGUUGCGACACAGCAAAAACCGGAGAAGAUUCCAGCUGAAGUCGGCAAAUUCUUUAGCGAGGAGAAAGGCCGUUAUUUCGGUGAUGAAACAACUUUUAUUGAAGGCGCCGGCUACGAGAAAAUCGGCGUCGAAGAGUGCGCCCGCAGAUGUCUGGAGGGUUAUGGGGACUAUGACGGUGUCAACCCGGUCUGUAAGUCCUUCAACUACCGACCUGCCGAUACAGAUGAGGAAACCAAGACAUCCAAAUGCUGGUUACACAAGGAAAACAAGGACACGUACUCAAAAAGGGAAGAAUGGACGGAUUGGCCAUAUCGCAAUUACUAUCAAAGGAAAGAUGUGCCAGCAGCGAAGAGCAUGGAAGCAGAAGAAAAGAAAAAGAAGGUGAUCAGAAGGAGAAGGCAGUUGCGACACAGCAAAAACCGGAGAAGAGUCCAGCUGAAGUCGGCAAAUUCUUUAGCGAGGAGAAAGGCCGUUAUUUCGGUGAUAAAACAACUUUUAUUGAAGGCGCCGGCUAUGAGAAAAUCGGCGUCGAAGAGUGCGCCCGCAGAUGUCUGGAGGGUUAUGGGGACUAUGACGGUGUCAACCCGGUCUGUAAGUCCUUCAACUACCGACCUGCCGAUACAGAUGAGGAAACCAAGACAUCCAAAUGCUGGUUACACAAGGAAAACAAGGACACGUCCUCAAAAAGGGAAGAAUGGACGGAUUGGCCAUAUCGCAAUUAUUAUCAAAGGAAAGAUGUGCCAGCAGCGAAGAGCAUGGAAGCAGAAGAAAAGAAAAAGAAGGUGAUCAGAAGGAGAAGGCAGUUGCGACACAGCAAAAACCGGAGAAGAGUCCAGCUGAAGUCGGCAAAUUCUUUAGCGAGGAGAA
Branchiostoma belcheri (Belcher's lancelet) is the source of this 3495-nucleotide messenger RNA. RefSeq lists its product as uncharacterized. NCBI's taxonomy places the organism in Eukaryota, Metazoa, Chordata, Leptocardii, Amphioxiformes, Branchiostomatidae. The transcript is spliced from 20 exons. The record is from RefSeq and is a predicted model, not a curated record. The coding region runs from base 1 to 3414 and encodes 1137 amino acids.